Messenger RNA from Penicillium angulare, 588 nucleotides. Its product is annotated as HIT family protein. The coding region runs from base 1 to 588 and encodes 195 amino acids. The record is from RefSeq and is a predicted model, not a curated record. Gene Ontology annotation, biological process: nucleotide metabolic process. NCBI's taxonomy places the organism in Eukaryota, Fungi, Ascomycota, Eurotiomycetes, Eurotiales, Aspergillaceae. The transcript has 3 exons. Gene Ontology annotation, molecular function: catalytic activity.
AUGCCCGAGCGAUGUGCAUUUUGCGACAUCGCCGCCACAAAUCCCCCCGCCUCUUUUAGUGAGCACGGGCCAAAGACAGCCGUCUCGGCCUCGGCUGACGCCCCGGACCCAACGGCCUUUAUGGUCUUGUCUACAGAACAUGUCAUGGCAUUCAUGGAUAUCAUGCCUCUUACUCGGGGUCAUGUACUUGUAGCUCCGAGGCGACAUUAUGAGAAAUUGGGGGAUAUGGGUGUUCUAGCGGGGCAAGAGAUUGGGAAAUGGCUUCCUAUACUCUCAAGGGCCGUGAACAAGGUCGUCUUCGGGGAAGAUCCCGAUAGGCAUUGGAAUGUUGUACAAAAUAACGGAGCCCGUGCUGCACAAGUAGUGCCUCAUGUACACUUCCAUAUUAUUCCCCGACCGGUGACAGACGGCGUUCACAGGCCUGGAUUUGCCAUGUUUGGCCGUGGUCAGCGUUCAGAGCUUGACGACGAAGAAGGUGAGGAACUGUCUCUUGCCAUGAGAGCAGAGAUGGUAGGGGAGGUUCAACGGAUUCAAAGAGAGGAGGGUAUCGAUCUCUCAAUUGACUCCGCCGAUCGGGGCAAAUUGUGA